CUUCUUAAAUUUUCUAUUUUCAAAUUUAUAAUCAUUUUUGUUUGAGUUUUCUGAAAAGCAAACCCACAGUAAGUUUCUUUUAUCAUAAGUGGCGGAAAUGGAAGAUAAAGAUAUAGAAAGCGGAAGCCAAGUGACUAUCAAUUCAAAGUUAAAUUCCUGGAUUCAGCGAAUCAGCCAAGAUUCAGAGGCGCCUUCGGACCUGCGAUCACGAUGCUGCUCGAUCAUUGAAUCCACCCCGAAAUGCAUUCCCGUGUCAUUUAUCCAGAAGGUAGCGCAGUAUGCCAGCCAGCGCAGGGAACGUGGUAAGACGCCGAAAACCACCACAGCCUACAACAACGAUUUUCUGGAAGGAGCGAAGUGGUAUUUUGCUGAGGGCGUGCAGCCUCCGAAGCGCGACUUUGCCAAUGAGACAGCAGUCGAGCGAAUACGGAAUGAUGCUGCGGCACGGGAAUAUGCCCGCAUGACCAAAACUAUCCAUCAAAAUGCCAAAGGAACUGGUAUAUCGGGAUUUGCUGCGGAUUUGCGUGUGGCCCAGACGGAGACGCUGGCGGUGGUGAAUUGUCUGAUAACUGUCAUUGGCUCUGGAGUCUUUGCCUACUUCGCCACGGGGUUAGCAGUGGGCGACCAUCUCAUUGCGCAAGUUUUAGUGGCCAUCCUUGUCAGCUGCGUAGUGGCAAUCGCCGAUAUUUACUUUUUGAUGAAAAAAUUGCAUAAAAGUGAGACGACAGACGAUACAGCCGCACGUAAUGUUUCUGCAAAAUUUGAUCUCAACAGGACAAGUUAUCCAGAAGGAAAGGUGAAAAGUGAAUGAAAAUUUUUGCGAUACCAGCCUAAAUAUACUUCGCUGUUUAUUAUGGACUUAGUGUUAGUUUUAUCAGUUUUGGCUUCGUGAUGGAAUUAAGUAAUUUUGCGGAGAAUUAUGGACUUCCCUUAAAGUUGACUGCUUGAUGUUGCUGUGUUUCGUAUCAUUCCUCGGCAUUUUAAAAAGUGCAGCUUAUCUGUUGUCUGUUGAUGUGGAUUGUUGUAACAAUUAACAAUUUCGUUGUAACAAUUCGUUAACAGUUAACUACUACAACAAUCUGCAAAAUAUGUUUAUUUAAUAAAUUCAUGCGAAGAGUACAAUACACGAAAUCGUGUCAGUUGCAACAAUAAACGUUCCUUGUGGAAAAUGCUUCGUAAUCUUGCAAGA
Paramacrobiotus metropolitanus is the source of this 1189-nucleotide messenger RNA. RefSeq lists its product as uncharacterized. The transcript has a single exon. NCBI's taxonomy places the organism in Eukaryota, Metazoa, Tardigrada, Eutardigrada, Parachela, Macrobiotidae. Gene Ontology annotation, cellular component: endomembrane system. Gene Ontology annotation, biological process: vacuolar proton-transporting V-type ATPase complex assembly. The record is from RefSeq and is a predicted model, not a curated record. Bases 98 to 811 code for a protein of 237 amino acids.